Messenger RNA from Cyclocybe aegerita, 2634 nucleotides. Lineage: Eukaryota; Fungi; Basidiomycota; Agaricomycetes; Agaricales; Hemipholiotaceae. The record is from the annotation of a GenBank genome assembly.
AUGCCGCAAAAGCCGACGUCCCAGUUCCAGCUCACCCAGUUCCCCAACACCGAGGAAGACCGCCUGCUCCCUGCCCCGGACAGUCGCGUCGAGUCGACAGGCGAGAGAAAUUAUAGCCGCCCGGAGCAGUUUCCCGAUCCUGCCGCGGAUCCUGCAAGAGGAAAUAAUUUAGACACUGACGGAAGAAACGUGCAGGGUCAAGCCACAACUGCAGGCUUCAACAGCCACCACCACGAGCACGGGCAGAACUACGACCGCGAGCGCGACGACUCGUACACCUACUCCGUCGACUCGCAUACCCACCUCCGGCCGACGCCUUCCGCCACAUCUUCAUCCACCGGUGCUGCUGCCGCCCACCCACCGCCUCCGAGAUACUCGAGCCCACAUAUGCCGUACCCGCCGCGCCCACCGCUGGACCACCACGAGACGAGCUCCGGAUCCGCGUCCGGGUGGAGGAGGGACACAGAGCAGGGGUACCAGGAGCUCCGCGCGAAUCAUGGCAGUCCCAUGCCUGGGCCUCAAGAUAGUGCUGGUACUGGGUACGGCGUGAACAUGAGCACGAGUGAGACGCAUCUGAUAUACCCUGAUGGGGAGCCACCCAAGACGAAGGUCGGGAAGCUAUACUCGUACCUGCUGACGGUGUCCAUCAUCACACGGUGGAUCCUCUUCAUCGUCCCCAUCCUUGGGAUUAUCUGGAUUCCGGGCAUCCUCGAUUUGACUACAUCGACGGAGAAGAGGCUAUGGGGAGUCAGGCUGAUCUGGUGGAGUAUCUGGUUGAGUGUCCUCUGGGGAGGAUGGUGGGCCGCGCUUGCUGUUGCUCGUAUUGUACCAGGAAUUGUCAGAUCUACGGUCGGUGUCGUCGCCGUCAGCACGAGGCGCUACAUCGAUUGGAUGCAAGCACUACAUAGAUAUAUCGCGUUGUUCGCAUGGGCUCUGGCCAAUUGGGUUUCCUUCAACCCUUUAAUCGACAACCACCAAGCCGAAGGCACCGGCCAAAAAAGCGUGAAUGCCGUCGACCUCAUCGCGAAGAUCCUCUUCGGCGUCUUCCUCUGCACAGCCGUCCUUCUGUUCGAGAAAUUCGCGAUUCAGUGGAUCGCUGGCAAGUUCCACGAACGGUCUUAUGCUGAGCGUAUUGCUGACCAAAAGGCCGCGGUCAAAACCCUGGUCGCGCUUUAUAAACACUCUAUUGACGUCCCAGGGCGAACGGACACAUUAGGCCCGGCUAAUAUCAAGAACACCAUUACGAACCCACGUCGCAUCUUCCGCAAGCUGAGGGAAGGUGUGCGAUUCGCGACCACUACGACGGCUACGGUCUUCGGAAACGUCGCCUCCGAGAUCGCUGGAAGCUCCGUGCUCCAACCCAACUCUCCGCAAGCAGUGAUCAAAACGGCGCUGGAAUCAGCGAACAAAUCGCGUCUCCUCGCGAGACGCCUAUUCUAUUCAUUUGCUAAAAACGGUGCCGACUUCUUGAUUGUGGAAGAUAUUGAGCGGUAUUUCCCGACGAAGGAAGAUGCAGUCACUGCGUUUACCCUCUUUGACAAGGAUAGCAAUGGGGACGUCUCGAUGGAGGAGGUGGAGAUGGCUUGCCUGGAAUUCCACCGUGAACAGCUCUCGAUCGAGAACUCGAUGCGCGAUUUGGACAGUGCUGUUGGUCGCUUGGACAAUAUCCUUAUGUCGCUUUACGUCGUGGUCGCCAUUCUCAUCAUCGCCGUCGUUUUGGACGCGUCAGUGACGACCCUCGUUACAGGUGCCGGCACCUUGGUUCUCGGUCUCAGCUGGCUCAUCGGUGGGAGUCUGCAAGAAGUCCUGACGAGUAUCAUAUUCUUGUUCAUCAAACAUCCGUUCGAUGUCGGCGACAGAGUCGUACUAAAUAAGGACACCUACACCGUCAAGGAGAUUCGUCUUUUGUCGACCGUGUUCCUCGACUCUAAUUCGGCUUGUGUGCAAGCCCCGAACAUGCAGCUGAAUACCUUGUUUAUUCAAAACGUCCGUCGAAGUCCUCAGAUGUCGGAAACCUUCACUUUCGAUGUUUCCUAUUCGACUUCUUUUGAAGAUCUUGAGAGGCUGCGUGAGAGGAUGCUUGACUUUGUCAAAGCCGAGAGAAGAGACUACCAACCUGUCUUCGAUGUCACAGUCAAAGAUUUCCCCGAGCAAACCAAAAUGACGUUAUCUGCCGACAUCAAGUAUAAGAGUAAUGGGCAGCACGGUGCCCUCAAAGCUAAACGACGGAACAAAUGGAUAUGCGCUCUCAAAACGGUUUUAGCGGACCUCAAGAUCUACGGUCCUGCCGGAGACCCGGAUGCUGCUGCUGGAGUCGCUCGUUACACCAAAGUCCCAUGGGACCUUAUCGAUGCGCAAGAUCAGGCUGACCGCGCAAAGGCCGAACGUCUGGGACCAGAACCGCGUCCGAUGAUGGCCGGAUGGAAAUUGGACGACAAGAAUGCAGCUAUUUUGGACAGCGCGGAUGUCGUGUUUGGAGAAUCAUCUGAGCUGCAUCUUACGAAUCCUCGACGUGGAUUGUCGCAGACGAACGUGGAAGGCCUACCCGCUGGCCACCACGUCACCUUCAGAGGCCCACCGCAAACCGGUCCUCCAGCCGCCGCGGAUGUGUUUGAGAUGAGGACGCGAACUUAG